Molecule: messenger RNA, 5933 nt
Organism: Zophobas morio
Lineage: Eukaryota; Metazoa; Arthropoda; Insecta; Coleoptera; Tenebrionidae
Gene: Pka-C1
Product: cAMP-dependent protein kinase catalytic subunit 1
Exons: 1
Coding region: 361-1422 (353 amino acids)
Biological process (GO): protein phosphorylation
Cellular component (GO): nucleus
Molecular function (GO): ATP binding; protein serine/threonine kinase activity
Source: RefSeq, a predicted model, not a curated record
AGUGCGUAAUUGACUUGCGACCGAGUGGCUGAGCUUCAAUCUCCAAAUGAAGUGAAAAUCUGGGCACUUGGGUAGCCAUUUUAUCGUUUGAUCAGUGGUUUUUAGACGUAUUAUCGUGGUGUAUUAUUUACUUUUUGCGUUGCAUCUUAUCUAUCAUUCUAAUCAGUGGCUGUGACUCAAUAGUGCGUCUUCUUUAAGAGCGAUUAGAUAAAGAAACUGGAACCAGAAAUGUGUGUGUACGGAUCGUGUUGACACAGGACGAAUUCGCGACAUCCGCUUUUGCAUCCGAGUUCAUCCUUGGUGCUUCAGGCGGGGUGUAGAAAUCAACUCGAAGCCCUGGAAGGUUUAAAAGUCCAAACCAUGGGCAACAAUGCCGCUACGGCGAACAAAAAGGUCGAUUCUGCCGAGAGUGUGAAGGAGUUCCUUGACCAGGCCAAGGAGGACUUCGAGGAAAAAUGGAAAAAGAACCCGACGAACACCGCCUGCUUGGACGAUUUCGAGCGCAUCAAGACGCUCGGGACGGGCUCCUUCGGCCGCGUCAUGAUCGUCCAGCACAAGCCCACCAAGGAAUACUACGCCAUGAAGAUCCUCGAUAAGCAGAAGGUGGUCAAACUAAAGCAGGUGGAACACACCCUGAACGAGAAGCGCAUAUUGCAGGCCAUCAGCUUCCCGUUCCUCGUCAGCCUGCGGUUUCACUUCAAAGACAAUUCUAACCUGUACAUGGUGCUGGAGUAUGUGCCCGGGGGUGAGAUGUUCUCGCACCUGAGGAAAGUCGGACGCUUCUCGGAGCCGCACUCGAGAUUUUACGCGGCCCAAAUCGUGCUCGCAUUCGAAUACUUGCACUACCUAGAUCUGAUUUACAGAGAUCUGAAACCGGAGAAUCUGCUAAUCGACUCGCAGGGCUACCUCAAGGUCACGGACUUCGGAUUCGCGAAGCGCGUCAAGGGCCGCACCUGGACCCUGUGCGGCACCCCCGAGUACCUCGCCCCCGAGAUCAUCCUCAGCAAGGGCUACAACAAGGCGGUGGACUGGUGGGCGCUGGGAGUGCUGGUCUACGAGAUGGCGGCCGGUUAUCCGCCCUUCUUCGCCGACCAGCCGAUUCAGAUCUACGAGAAGAUCGUCUCCGGGAAGGUGCGCUUCCCCUCCCACUUCGGCUCUGACCUGAAGGACCUGCUGCGCAACUUGCUCCAGGUCGAUCUCACCAAGCGCUACGGGAACCUGAAGGCCGGCGUCAACGACAUCAAGGGCCACAAGUGGUUCGCGUCCACGGAUUGGAUCGCGAUCUUCCAGAAGAAGAUCGAGGCGCCCUUCAUACCGAGGUGCAAGGGACCUGGGGAUACGAGCAAUUUCGACGAUUACGAGGAGGAGGCGUUGCGCAUAUCGUCGACGGAGAAGUGCGCCAAGGAGUUCGCAGAGUUCUGAAUUUUUUUAUGUGUAAGUAGCCUUGCCAUUUCCUCAGGCUAUUGACGGACUUCCAGCCCUGUGUUUGUAAGGUUGGCAACUCUGCACCCUGUCACUUCAUUUAUAGUAACACGGGGGACUCAUCGAAUCCAAUACAAGUAUUACGUGAUGGAGAUUUUAGUGUAUUAUAAUUUUAUUGUAAUUUUAUUUUUUAGUCAUUGUAAAUAUUGUAUAAUAGCCGGGUUAGGUUGCACUAUUUACAUUAAAUAGUGGGCAUUUUUUUUCUUUUUUCUUUAACACACUUAACGAGUGCAGAGUGCCCAAUCUAAGCUGUGAAUUCGCAUUAUGGUACAAACCCACCUUUUUAAUAUUGUAAGAUCAAGACCUCCGGCGACAAUGCCCGUCUCACAUUACUUCCAGAUUACUCUGAUUCAGUUGUUAGUAAGCUGACAAAGCAUUUUUAUUUACGUUAUUAGGCACCAAACAUGUCUCCUAGUCACUACUAUGUAGUUACUGUACUAUGAUUGUUAUUACCAUUAGUUAUAUGUAUACAAACACAAUAUAAGUAGUUAGAAUGAAAUUCUUUCUGGCAUUUUAUUUUGUUAACAAAAUGUUUGACAGCUUAAUAAUGAUUAGGACCUGUACAUGUAACAUAGACGAGACAACCCUUCACGUGUGUGUAGAUAACAAAUCCUGUUUGUGGCGAAGCGAAUGAUCUGAAUGAUAUUUUAUUAUUUAUAAAUCCAAAAGAAGCGAAAGAUGUUCAAAAAAUAACUGUAAUGUGCAAAUAAAAUUAUACAGGUGCCCAAGGUCGACACCUCAUAAACUCUGGAAAUCAUAAAUUUAACCAAUUUAUCACCCAUUAAAAAUAACUGUAGUAAUAAUUGUAGAAAUAAAUUUACAGCAAGUCUUGACUACGUCUGAGAAGACGUCUACUUUUAUUUUUAAAUUCUUUAUUUUAAUACACAUUAUGUGGUCGCCAUUUUACAUUAUUUGCUGUAAUAAUUGUCUGUAAAGCGUAGCCAACAGUAAUGUUAAUUAAAUUGAUGCAAACUAUAAUUAACGUAACAGCUGGCACUUUUUUUAGAACGCAGCCCCAAUUUUAUCGCAUUUUUGACAAAUCGAUAAUAUCCAUCACUUUUAUUGCCAUAGGUUGUUGUAAAAUUUACAGCAUUGAUAACUUUAAUGAUUCUAGUAUUGGGACGCUUUGUGUAUUUUUCAACUUCAAUACAUAUUCGACGAUCGUCUUAUUAAACUUACGAAAUUUAGCUUUAACUAGCCAAGAUUAAAUAGGACCGAUUUUUAAAAUGCGUAGACACUCUUAAAUUUCCCUCGUCGUUAGCAAGAGUCUGUGAUGAGGUCUUCGCUUUUCAUUCCCAGAAAACUGUCGUGCGUUUUGUUGUAUUUUUCUAGCGCGGAAUUUAUAUACAGGAAACCAGUUUGUUUGGAAAGUAAAGCCCUCUUACCAUAAACCAGCAAAAUAAACAAAUACGCAAAUUUAUCCUAGAUAAAACUCAGUCAUUCAUGCUAAUUUGGUGUUCCGAGUGGCCAUAUUUUCGUUGAUAAAGUUUAUAAUAAUAUUAAUAGAAAAGCGUUGCGUAAUGAAAAGAGGGAGGUGUUGGGCUAGUUUCGCGAAACAGUUGCAGUAGGAUCGACAUAAUAGUAAACAGAUUUCAUCACCUCUAAACAUGACAACUCUAAUAAAAUACGUUGAAGUGAAAUCUUGAAUACCUCAUGUGAUACUAACUAACAGGGUUUGUCGUAGUGGUAUUCAGUAGGUUGAACAGAAAAAUCAUAGCAAAUUAAUUUAAAAUGUCUUGUAAAAAGUCCAGGUUGCCAGUUAUGCAAAUGUUAGAAAAUUAUGAUUGACGUGGUGGAAACGAACGUAAAAAUUCGGUGAAACUGUUGAUGCGAUUUCUGAUUGGCGAAUUUUUUCGGUAAAGUGGAACGAAUUGCGUAGGUUUAAAAAAAGUUUCCUCUCGUUUGUGCAACUGGUCAUCAAAGAAUAAAACUGUCAAUUGAAUAAAUAGGUGACACUUUAUAAAAGUAGAAACGGACAGAACGUGUUGCUUUCAUUAUGUCGGAAUACGUUCAAUUGGUUUUUGUUUUUUCAACUUUGGUAGAGAAAGUAUUUGAAUUCGUUUUAUGAGUUUAGUAGUUGGUUAUUUUUACGUCUGGCUGUAAACAUUUUAUUAUGUAUUAUUUUUAGGUGAUUUAUGUAUCAUUGUUUGGAAUUUUACAGUGGUAUGAAAACACUAUUUUAAUCGAAAUUUGCUCCUAAAUUGUAAAUUUAAUCAAUUCGAAUUAUAGCUGCGGAAAUAAUUGAAUUUUGUUGUGAACAUUUUCGAAUUUAUCGCUUUUGAUUUAUCCUUGCGAAAAGAGGGAUGUGUACACAAAAAAAUCGCAUUAAAAUUUCGUAUUUGUCUUUUAUUUCAUUAUGCUUAUUUAAUCUCGCACGUCGUGAAAAUCUAAUUGCACUGUUCUCGUUUCAGCUAGAGGAAAAAUUCAGAAUUCAGGGCACAGAACACGUAAAGUGAUGUUUUUCAAGUGUCUAGUGUUUGCCAGAAUCCUCCAUCUUAAUUAUAUUUAUUGUUGUGCCGAAUAAAGUGCUGGUUCUUUUCAAUAUCUCGGUUUACGCCUUUUUAAUUAUCGGACGAGUUGCUUACGGCCAGUUGAAUCAUUUCAUUGUGAUAUUUUCAUGUGGAAAACACCAAUUGAAUCGUGUAAAUAAUUCGAUUGCAAUUAUUUUUUGAACAUUUGUAAGCGUUUGCUUUAAAUUUGCCAUAUAUUGUCAAUUGUUUAGUUGUUAAGUUGUAUUGCGUAAACAUUGUUGUUUUAUUUAUAUCGGAAACUAUCGUGGGGAUGAUGUUCAUCGUCCACGCUUGAGAUUUGUAUGUAUUUUUAGUGUAGUUUAUUUUUACGUUACCUGUGUUUUUGGUGCUUUGCGAAAAUAGCUUUAUUUCUAUUAUGAGAUGUUGAAUACAGUGCAAACGGUGUUUAUGUCUUGACUAUACUUAGUACAUCUCCUCUUGUAGACAAGUAUUGGUAAUCCUCUCCUUACUUAGCGAUUCGACCUCAAAACAAUGCAGUGUUUUAUAGGACGGGUAGGCGACAUUUGACAGUCCAAACUCGCCUCUAUUUAUAAAACAGACAUCUAUCUUAAGUAUAAUAACACUUAAUCAUUCUCCUACUCCCCUAGAAUAACUAUUUCGGUUGCAUUGUGAUUAGGACAUUAAGUUGUACAAAGUAGCGCGGUUCAAGGACGAUUCAAUUCGGGUUUUUCCAGGAUGGCAUUCGAAGGGGUCGAAUCGUAUAUGCGUCGCACAGCCGACAUAGGUUGGAUGCACCCUCGAUUUUCACGGAUUCAAGCGUAAAGUAUAUGGCGGAAUUUAUGUUACGGCCGCGUAACACGCCUAUCCAGUAUUCUGAUCCUCGAGAGAAAGGCUAGACACUCGGGUAUGAUAUUUUAUGAGCGAGUUAUGCAACAGUUUCAAAAGUACGGACACGUUGCAAAAAAUGGAAUGAUUUAAAUGUCAUAAAAAUGUAAGUGGGAGGCAAUUAAUCCGAAAUUGAAAAAUUGGGAAUAUUUUAGGGGAUUUGGGGGAUUGCGGAUGCAAUUACGGAUCGAUUGGUUCGGUAAUAAUUUUUAUGAGUUAUCUGGACAAGUGUAAGCCUUUCCGGGAAAAGCGAAUAUCUAACAGGCGUGGUGCGUGUCGCAACUGUACUUUUGUCACCUACUGUACAUGCAUCUAGCAUCCAUUGAUAUUUUCGCGAUCGUGUCCCCGCGGACUGCAAGUUGUAAAUAUAAUUCAUGAAAUUCCUAAAUCACGGCUUUGUUUCGAUGUGCGAUUAAGUAUGAAUGGAAAGAAAGGGAGCGAUGAAAGCGACCUUCGGCGGUUGUUCCUUUCCAUUGUACAUCAUGUAAUCGUUAGAAUCCGACUGCAAGUGCUUCUAGAGUAUGUAAAUGUAUGUACUUCAUCAACACUGUCACUCCAUCGAUCCACACACCGCUCUUUAUGGUUAUUAAUAUUAUUAUAAUUGAUAAGUAAUUGUGCUUUACAAUUCCCGUUGUGUCCAAAUGCGCUGAUCGGUCAUAGUAGAUAGCCUUUAUAGGAAUUGGAAACACAUGUGUACAUUUUAUCUUAGAUAUAGGCCUUACAUAUGGGGUUCGGGUAGCGGGGGUGCGUUCGUAUACACAUACACACGCAUCGGAUGAAUAUUCUAAAAGAAACCGUUAUCGUUUUCGUCGUUUUUACUUGUUCCUCUGUUAUCAAAGUUUGACGUUACCCGGACUUCAUACUGGACGUUCAUAGUCGAUCAGAGUACGUUAUUAAUGUAUCAGAAACUGAAAAAUGUUUUGCAGAGGAUGUGGAUUUUUAUGUUUGUUGUAUCAUGUUGAGUUUACCUGUAUAGAUUUUUGUCCUCUAACUAAUGCUACCUAUCAAAUAUUGUCAUUUAGCGCGCUGUUCUUUAAAAACCAGUUUUAAAAUGUUGUUUUGAACAAAUUAAGGAAUAAAACAAAGACUAUCCUA